Messenger RNA from Strongylus vulgaris, 330 nucleotides. Lineage: Eukaryota; Metazoa; Nematoda; Chromadorea; Rhabditida; Strongylidae. The record is from the annotation of a GenBank genome assembly.
AUGUUCCUGGUGCGUAUCUCAUCGGAGCAACGGCACCGUUUACAAUACUGCUUUACGGAAUUACCGUAUACUUUGCCAAAAAAUCAAAAGAAUAGAUGUCUCAAGUCUGGUGAAGUUGCUAUCGCUAAGAGAACUGAGAAAGUGAUCGAUUUGAGGCUUAUGAAUGUCACGACGGCUUACCUUACUCUUGAGUUCACUGUAUCUGCAAAUACAGAAGGACCAGCUAAACGCUUUGUAGAAAGAGUUAUCAUCGAUGGAGCUCUGCCAGCCAGACGCAUAGCAGUGACGAGCGGGCUGGUCAUAGAUUUCGUUACCAUUUGCGACAGAUAG